Corapipo altera (White-ruffed manakin) is the source of this 2405-nucleotide messenger RNA. Its product is annotated as myogenesis-regulating glycosidase-like. NCBI's taxonomy places the organism in Eukaryota, Metazoa, Chordata, Aves, Passeriformes, Pipridae. Bases 300 to 2390 code for a protein of 696 amino acids. The transcript has 2 exons. Gene Ontology annotation, molecular function: hydrolase activity, hydrolyzing O-glycosyl compounds. Gene Ontology annotation, biological process: carbohydrate metabolic process; skeletal muscle fiber development. The record is from RefSeq and is a predicted model, not a curated record.
UCCUGGCACAGAUCUGCUCCAAAAAAAGAUCAGCCCAGCUGCCAGUGAACAGGCUGCCACUGGAGAGCAAAGUGAGCCAGAGCCACAGGGCUGCAGACAGAGCGGAGGAGCUGCGGCCCUCAGCAAGAUUUAAUUUGGUUUCUUGGUGUUUAUAGCCCUUUGUUUCAUGAAAUAACAUUGCAGAUAUGAGUGGCCAAGCUUUGGAAAGGAGGCUGUGAACACCUGCCUGCAGCAUCUGGGAUUUUCUGUCCACCAGUUCGAGUAAAAGAAUUCAGCAGCCAAGUUUCUGCAAAGCAGUCAUGGACAGUCGGGUUACUCACCGCCUGGGAAAACAUGGAAAUGCUCCAAAGGGUGCUGCCAAAGAAAGGCCUGAAAAUGACAUACCUGUGAAGCAGAAGCCCUCCAAGGAGCUGAGGCCCAUGCUUGGGGCCAUCUUGCUGGGCCUCAUGCUGUUCAUCGCCGCGGUGGUGCCCUGGUGCUACUACACGGUGUCCCUGCGGAAGGCGGAGCGGCUCAAGACGGAGCUGAUGGACCUGCGGGCAGACGGCUUCGUCAUCAGGAACCAGCACGGGGAGGUGGUGUUCCGGCUGGUCUUCCGCUCGGGCAGCCUGGACCUGGAGUCGUGCUCCAAGGAGGGUGAGAUCCUGAGCUGCACGCGGUCGAGCCGGGGGCCGCUCAACUUCUUCAUCCAGACGGUGAAGCCCAAGGACACGGUGAUGUGCUACCGUGUGCGCUGGGAGGAGCUGGCGGCCGGCCUGGCGGUGGAGCACACCAUGUUCUGGGAGGACGCCCACUGGUACGGGGGCUCGGAGAUGAGCACCCAGCACUGGCCCAUCCGCCUGGCCGGUUACCAGGAGCCCGUGCCCUACGUGACCAGCGACGUCUACUCCUUCCGCGACAGCUUUGGCGGCAUCCUGGAGCGCUACUGGCUCUCCUCCAAGGCGGCGGCCAUCAAGAUCAACGACUCCGUGCCCUUCCACCUGGGCUUCAACGCCACCGAGCGCGCCCUCUUCUUCCAGGCCCGCUACAAGGACUCGCCCUACAAGCCCCUGCCGGGGCAGCCGCCCUUCCCCGAGCUCAGCUACCGUGUCUGCGUGGGCUCCGACAUCACCUCCAUCCACAAGUACAUGGUGCGCAGGUACUUCAACAAGCCCUCCAAGAUCCCCGCUGAGAACGCCUUCCGAUACCCCAUCUGGUCCACCUGGGCACUCUACAAGAAAGAUAUAAACCAGGAUAAAAUUCUGCAGUUUGCAAAAAGCAUCAGGAAGUACCGUUUUAAUUGCAGCCACAUAGAGAUCGAUGACAUGUACACCCAAGCCUAUGGGGACUUUGAUUUUGACCCUGUCAAGUUCCCCAAUGUGACGGAGAUGUUUGCAAAACUGAGGGAAGAUGGGUUUAAGGUCACUCUGUGGAUCCAUCCCUUUAUACACACAGAUUCCUCCAAUUUUGGUGUGGGGAUUGAGCGUCAGCUGUUCAUCAAGGAGCCGUCAGGGCGGCUGCCAGCCAUGGUGGAGUGGUGGAAUGGCAUUGGGGCCAUCCUGGACUUCACCAACCCAGCAGCCCGGGACUGGUUCCAGAGCCACCUGCGCCAGCUCCGGCACAAGUACGGCAUCUCGUCCUUCAAGUUUGAUGCGGGCGAGACCAGCUACCUGCCCAAGCAGUUCAGCACAUUCCGGCCACUCUCGGACCCCAGCAUCUGGUCCCGGCGCUACACAGAGAUGGCCAUCCCCUUCUACGAGCUGGCCGAGGUGCGGGUGGGCUACCAGUCCCAGAACAUCUCCUGCUUCUUUCGCAUCAUCGACCGUGACUCCGUCUGGGGCUACGAGCUCGGCCUCAAGUCCCUCAUCCCCACGGUGCUCACUAUCAGCAUGCUGGGGUACCCAUUUGUGCUGCCAGAUAUGAUUGGAGGGAACUUCCUCCCCAACAAGACAGAGGGGGCAGUGGAGAUCCCCGACCGGGAGCUGUACGUGCGAUGGCUGGAGCUGUCGGCCUUCAUGCCCUCCAUGCAGUUCUCCAUCCCGCCCUGGCUCUACGACAGGGAGGUGGUGGAGAUCGCCCAGAAGUUCACGGAGCUCCACGAGUCGCUGGUGGCCCCGCUGCUGCUGGAGCUGGCCGGGGAGGUCACCGACACGGGCGACCCCAUCAUCCGUCCCAUCUGGUGGAUCUCGCCCCGCGACGAGGCCACUCACAGGAUCGACUCCCAGUUCCUCAUCGGGGACACCCUCAUGGUGGCACCUGUCCUGGAGAUGGGCAAGCAGGAGCGGGAUGUCUACCUGCCGGCGGGCAAGUGGCGCAGCUACAAGGGGGAGCUGUUUGAGAAGACCCCAGUGCUGCUCACUGACUAUCCCGUUGACCUGGACGAAGUUGCCUAUUUCCUCUGGGUGUCCUAACAUGUUUCUUCCCCC